Molecule: messenger RNA, 2076 nt
Organism: Metarhizium brunneum ARSEF 3297
Lineage: Eukaryota; Fungi; Ascomycota; Sordariomycetes; Hypocreales; Clavicipitaceae
Source: RefSeq, a predicted model, not a curated record
AUGAGUUUGCCUGCAGUGCUUGCCAAGUAUUUGCGCGAGGAGAUAAUUGGAGAUGUUGAGUUCUCCAAGUCUAUUGCAGAGGCACGCAGUGUUGGCAACCAGUGGAUAUUGCGUCGGUCUUAUAGCAAACACCCUCACACCAUCCAGGAGGAGUUUCGAAUUGAAGUUCGCGACCAAGAGCAUGUACGAUGCACUCUGAAAUUGAACGUAAUAGGUCAUGAUGCUCCUCGGGAGGAUACAAGGGAGAAAAUCUUCAAACCGCGCGCGUGGUGCGGUCCUGAAUUGGAUAUCGAAGUGAGUGAGCAACAGACCAACUUGCCUCAACAUCUGCCUACUUCAAACGCACGCGAGUUUGCCUCACAGGCGAAUACUUCGGCUCCGCAAACCUCCAUCGACGAUACGGCAACGCCUGCCGCAACAGAAUCCGAAUUAGACAAGCAAUCGGACGGCGUGGCCGAUGAACAAGAUGACCAGAAACAAGACAACAAGGUAGCGAGAUAUAUUCUCCUAAUGGCUCAAUACUUCGUCAAAGGUAGCCUAGUGCUAGUUAAAAAGCCGACGAAAUUACAACGCACAAAACUAGCAGGCAUCCGACAAUGUGUUAAGGAAACACAAGAGAGUGACGAGGCAGGCGACAUAGUACGGCUCCCAGCUCUAUGGCGACGAUGGAAGAAGGAAGGGGUAAAAGAGGACAAGAUAUUUUCUACGACUUUUUCUCAUACAGAAGAACUGAAGAGGUCUGUCGCUUCUAUGCACAAUGUGGGAUAUUAUUUGGCGGGGAUAACACAACAUGACAAACUACGACCACCCGGACAUCCCCCGCCAACUAAACGCAAAAACACAACUAGAUAUUACUGCGCGCGUGCCGUUGAGCGGAUGCUCAAAUUAGUAUCCAGGGUAUCUCAGUACUAUGGUACCAGCGCCAUGACCAUACCCACAUUCCUAGAAAUUGGGGGCUUUAGCAUGACAAGCUUUGGGCAUACUACUAUCAGCAGCGAUGAGAGUUUCUUUUACGAUGGGCUUGUCUCCUUGAUCGACUUAUCAUGGCGACGAUUGGCUGCUGCUCAAACGGAGACGGACCAAAACAUACAGACGGAGCAGGACGCUGAGAUAGAUCACGACGCAAGGGAGGCCCACAGCACGAUGACAGAACAAGACGCUGUGCCCGUUUUAAACCCAUUCGGAUUCCACUCGUUCUAUACGGAUGCCGACUAUAAUGCCACAUGCAAGACGCUUGAUCAGUCGAUCUUUUUAAAAGCCCCGCAAACAGUUUCUUACGAACUUCCUACAAGCAAGAUAUUGAGGAAGGGCCGGGAAAGAUCGGACAGCACUUCUAAUGGCAAUCCUACGUCCGGCUUGUCCGACGAGUCAAGUGCAUUCAUUCUUCGCUAUGCGCAGAGCCUGGCAAAGCACAUAACACACGAUGAAAAGGUGGAACGUACGAAGGGCUACAAAGAUAAUGAGGAAAACUUGGAGCUAGCCCUGCGAGUACUAGAUGGAAAUGCAUUGCCCGAGGAGCUCGCCACAGCUUCGAUAAUUGUCGUCUACAUAAUAGUUGACAUUUUGCUUGACAGAUGUCCGAGACCGAAACGACCCGGACAAGAGCGACGACAGAAGAGAAAACGAGCGUCAGAGAAAGCUACAUAUGAGGACGCUGGCAUGUCUCACGACUGCCUUCCCGAUAUUCGCCAGAACUGUACCGGCCAAGUGUCACUGAAUAUAGGCGGAUACGGAAAUCAUACAUUCAUACCAGGCCAUGGCACUACGUUUGCCAUGGGAUCUGUGGAUUCAACCGCCUUUGGCAACCCAGCCAUAGGCCACUGCGGUCAACCCGCCACUACGCCCAACUUCAUUGGCCAAGGCUUGGGGUGUGAGUCCGCGCAUCUAGAUGAUUUCAGAAAUGCAGCUGGGGACAACUUCGGGGAUUUCUGCGAGUCAGGCGGUGAUAGCUCACUCUUUAAUGAGUCCGACGUUAUUACUGGUCUACCAUUCCCCGACCGGGAGAACUUUCGAUGGGAUGAGUCUAAUGCCAACAUUGGUCUGCCAACUAUGUGCUGGGGAAAUGUCCAAUUUUAG